This is a messenger RNA of Hydractinia symbiolongicarpus, 3256 nucleotides long. Its product is annotated as BICD family-like cargo adapter 1. The transcript has 13 exons. The record is from RefSeq and is a predicted model, not a curated record. The coding region runs from base 310 to 2262 and encodes 650 amino acids. NCBI's taxonomy places the organism in Eukaryota, Metazoa, Cnidaria, Hydrozoa, Anthoathecata, Hydractiniidae.
AGAAAAUAUCAAUUAAAAUAGUUUUAUGAGUGUUUUUGAAUUGAAUUCUUAAUUACGAUUGUGAAUUUAUUAUUCGUCAUUAAAAUUGCAUUAACUAUUGUUCGAAUGCUUCUAUAAUGCGUCCGUAAUGGCAGUCAAAGUUAUUAUUCAAAGACAAAAAUAUCAACAUUCAGACGAUCACAUCAAUCAAGAGAGCUGGAACAAACAAUUUUAAAAUGACAAUAAACAGUGUAAUAAAUGUAGCUUAGUUAGCUAAUCAAAAUAUAUUUUAUAUAGCUACAUAUAAUUAUGUAUGUGCGUUAACAAGAAAUGUACUCUAAUAUGAUAACAGAUGAAGACGAAGACCAAGAAUAUUUAUCAAGUUAUACAGUAGAUUACGAGCUAAGUCAUCAAAACGAAGACCAGUGUAUGUUUGUAGAAAACGAUUGUACCAAAGAAGAAGGUGAUCUUUAUCAACAACUUGCUGAGAAGGACCAUUAUUUAAUCCUUGCUGCUGAAGCUGGCAAGGUGUUAUUAGAAAAGAAUCAAGAACUAACAAACCAUUAUCAAUCUUUACAAGACGAGUAUCAACAAAAAAUAGAGGAACUUGAACAAGAAAAACACCACUUGAAAAGGCAACUUGUUACCAGAGAAAACUGUUACGAUUCACGAAUGCAGGACCUCCAGCAGGAGCUUCAUAACCUAAGUGGGCAAUUGGACAUGGUUCAAAAAUCUUCCCGCUCAUUUGAACAAUCUCAUAGAUCUACAUAUGAGGACUUAGCACUUACAAAUAACUCACUUUUAAAAGAACUUGACGAGGUCAAAUCAUAUAACGAAAACCUUGCACAACAAGUUCAAACACUUUCAAAAAGAAUAGACGGCCGUAUAAGUAAUGGAAAUAAAAGCUACAAUAAUAACAUUGCGAACUACGAUACUACUGAUGGCUCCCCUAAAUCCGAUGGCACACAGGAGAAGGAUUACUUAGAAAUGAAAAAUCUCAAAGAGCAGGUACAUAAGCUAAGUGACCAGAAACGUCAUUUGGAAGAAUCGUUAACAGAGCUGGCUCAUGAGAAACAAGCAAUCACUCAUGAACAGCAGCAAACAAUUGGGAAAGUGUCGACUCUUGAGGGAGAACUACAGGAGUUGAAACAACAGAUCUCCAUGUGCCAAGAGGACUUAAAUAAAACCAAAAAGAAAAAUGUUCAACUGAAAGAUCAACUCGAAGAAUAUGUUUAUAUGCAGACGUCGCAAAUGCGCACACAAUCAGACAACUCCUUGUUCAAUGAGUUGGAAAUGUCAUUGUCAGAAGCUGAUAUGAACUUUCAACAAAUCAGUACUCCUCUAAAAAUAAAUGAAAAUGGCCUUCCAAAUAUCAUGAUAUCGCCUGAUGCUGACCAAGCAAAAAUCAAUCUGGAAAAACUCAAAGAUGAUUUACUUGAGGUGUAUAAAAAGUUGAAAGUUUUGUGGAUGAAACUUACAAACGACGAAAGUUAUUUUGAUUUCAAUAAUAGCAUAAACAGCGAGACCAUCAAUGGUGAAAUUAUUUCAAAAAUUGUGGACCAGAUCAUCGAUUUAAUUCAAGGUAAAGUGAUGUCGCUUGGCUUGAUCGAUACAGGCAAUUUUAGCCCAACACACCUUGACCUGGAUAACUGCGACAAUCUUUCUCAACCUGAUUCACAAACCUCAGAUCAAGACGUCGACAUUUUGGAACAACAGGUUCAUGAUCUGAAUCAACGUUUGAACAUAGCAACAACGGAUCUAGAAGGUGCGAAGAAAGAAUUAGUUACUUCACAAACAUCAGCGCGUGAGAAUGAAGAUAAAGCUUUGAAUUUGACAGUGAAGGUAAACUCUCAAAAUAGAGAAAUCGAAUCACUUCGAAAGGAGAGAGAAAUCAUGAUGGCGGACACAACUAUGGAAGAGAAGUUAAAAAUGGCUUUAGAAGAAAGAGAUGCUGCGCUAAAGAGAGAAAACGAAGUCAAGGUGAAAUACGAGGAAACGAAGAAUGACAUGCAGAAACUAAAUAAUCAGUUAAUUUCCGCGGUUGAACAGAAACUGGAAUUAUCUGAGCAGCUAGAACAAUGGCAGUUCGAUAUGGCUUCUUUAAUUGACCAGCAACUCGCAACAAAGAUCAAGAGAGAUCAACAGAAAUCAAAAAAGCGCUCGAACAGCACAAACCCGGCUCGAAUGUUUGCUGCCAAAUUCUUUGCUAGUAGAAACACGAGUAGGGAUUCCAGUCAUAGUAAUACACCCACAUCGAAAUCUCCUGUUCCUCAAAAGAAGUAACUGGACUCAGUAUUGGUGCAUACGGUCAGCCUAAAAAUGUAGCAUAACGAGUAUUAUUGGUUGGACAAGGAAUAGUUUACGGAAGGGGUUUAUUUAAGCCUAAUUCAGAAAAUUGCAUCUGGUCCAAUGAAAUGAGCAAUGAGAUGAGCAAUGAGGUGAGAGCGCUUGGUAAAAGGAUGCUGGACAAUUCUCGUUACCAUGAGAUGAGAACUUUUAAUAAAACUCAUGAAGCAAACAUUUUUCGCCAAUCCUUUUAAAACAGUUGCUUAGCUGUCUAGGAAAAAGAAUUGGUAAAAUUAAGUUCUGGAUAGGAUACAAAAAGUGAAAGAAAAUAUUUUUGUUUUAAAUAAUUGUAUAUUAGAAAUUUUACUUUUAAAUAUUUCCGCAUAUUAGUUAGUAGUGAUAACGCCCGUUGUGUAGAAUAACACCCAAUAUUUGGGAAUAACAAAUGAACAUUCAAGAUAAUUAUAUUUAUACCUCUUCUCGUUUUACAAGUACUUUCAAUUGUAAAUUUAUACAUAUUUAAAAAAUAUUUAAUAUUUAGAUUUGUGGGUAUUUUUAAAUGUGUUUUCGAUUGCAUCACAGGGUAGCUAGUUCUUCUUCAGUGGCGUAGUAUUCAACAUUUAGAAGUAUUUUUCACGUUAAUUCAACAUCUUUAAAAUAGUUAUAUUCUACAUUUUAAUAAAAAAUGGGUUCAAUUAGGAUUUUUUCGGUUUUCUGCACACGUCAGACGUACGCCGAAACGGGGAAUUUUACUUUUAGCCGUUUCUGAUAAUGCUACAAUAUAUUUAGAUUAUUUGUUUUUAUCAAUACGUAAAUAAAUAGGCAAUUUAUAUUAUAAUACCCUGUCACGCAAAAUGGUACCGCAAGUAGCGAGAAUAAAAAGGACGGUCCACCGACUGGUUAUUAAAAAAAUUUUCAAAACAUUUUCCUCUUUUUUCGUAAUUAUAUUUUUGUUUAGGAAUUUUGAAAGAAUAUUGAUUUGAAUAUCAAA